AAUUGUAGCAUAAAAACUAAUGUUUUUGUCCAUUAAUAGUGUACUUUGAAGUGAAUUGAAGAUUGGUAGAAAUGGAAGUGUCGACAAAUAAUAACAAGUCGUUUAUACAGCCUAGACCUUUGUCGGAAUUGUUACCUAGUUUGAGUGCUAUUUUAUCGAAAGAUGCUAUGCGAAACUUGGCCAGCACAAAAAAAGUACCUCGGACAACGACGAUGCAAUCUCGUACCGUAGAAAAGACUAAUAUAAGACCACUGACUCUUGCUGAAAUGAGAGCUGAUAUUCUCGCUCUAAAACCUCGGUCCCCAAGACAUAUGCAAUUGCCAUCAGCAAGGAAACGGGGUUGGAACUCCUCGGUGAAGGUGGACUACAAGAAAAUAAGCCACACUGCAGAUGGUCAGAUGAAGAAUAACCCUGUCAGAAAAGUCCUUAACUUUCAACCUCUCGCUAAGCCUAAGCCUGCAGUCAAUUCAAGGAUGACAAUGGCAGAAAGACUGCAAAAUGUGGAAACUCCUAAAUUCCCUAAGCCUGAGUUUAGGCCUAAAAAAUCAAUCCAUGUACAAGCAAAAAGUCUUGUAAGAAUCAGUGGUGUUGGAGCUAUACCACAAACACCACUUGAAACAAGACCUCCUAUCAGGAACAGGAUAACUAUGACUAAUAAGGAGAACAGUUCACUUCAAGUCAAUGUUUUAAAGAAACAGGCAAAACUGCUUCCCAUGCCUGUUAAGAAAAAAGUUAUAACUCCAAAAAUUGACACUCCACUCAUGAACUCCUCAUGGAAAUCUGGCAGUGAUUCAAGUUUUCUACAAAAAGAGAAGGAAAUCAAUGAAUUAGAAGAAAAAGUUCUAGCAGUGUCAGAAGAACAAACUCUUGAGAAAAUCGCAGAAGUGUCACCACCAAUUUCAACUCCAUUCAAGGAGUACAGAAGUGUCCAGGAAUUCUUCAAUAACUCGAAUUCUAUCGAUAACUCUGCUCUUUACAAUGACACUAUAUUGUGCUUUGAAAAACCUUCAAUUUGUGUUGGGAAUGAAAAAAAGGAAGAAAGUGUUAUUAUGUCUCUUUGUGAUUUGUUCAACAAAGCCACUGUAGUCACAAAAGCUGAGAAAGAGUACACAGAACUUGAUAAUCUAUUGGAAGUUGAAAAGCAAACGGCAAAUAAUAUAAAGAUGCUUGAACGUACUAUUGAAAUAUUGACUAGCAUCAAGAAGUCACACGUCAAUUCUUUGCAAAAUGUUAGGCAACUUAUAGAAGAAAAGAAAAACGUUAGGAAGAAAUCUGAGAGUGAAAAUAACAAGACAUUAGUAGGGGAGUGUAAUGACGUAAAGAAACCAGUGAUAAUGAGGACACCAAGUCCAGAAAAAAGUCCAAUUAUUAGCAGACCAUGUUCAGUGAUCAGAUCAACAAAGUUACCUACUUAUAAGAUCCCUAAAAAGAAUUCUUGUUUGAUAAAAAAGGCGAUAAGUAAAUCAAUGCCAAAUGUUUCAAAAAUCGAAACAACGCCUGUGAAAGAUUUUGAGGGACAAGCUUUGAAUAUGUACAUGAAGAUGAAGGAACAUCUGAACUUUUUGAGCACUCCAAUGGUGAACCGAAAUGUGCAGGUGCCCAACACACCAACACUGACCAGCCAUAACUUGCAGAAACAACUAGAUAAACUCUUUGGAAGCUAGAAUAAUACUGAUAUGUUAAGUUAUUUAUAUAGUUUUUUUUCGAUUAUAUUGAUUUAAUAUAAUAAAUAAUUAUGUUGGACAUAGCUGUUUGGUUAUACACUCCCGGAC
Molecule: messenger RNA, 1772 nt
Organism: Hyposmocoma kahamanoa
Lineage: Eukaryota; Metazoa; Arthropoda; Insecta; Lepidoptera; Cosmopterigidae
Exons: 5
Coding region: 72-1664 (530 amino acids)
Source: RefSeq, a predicted model, not a curated record